Trichoderma virens Gv29-8 is the source of this 1800-nucleotide messenger RNA. RefSeq lists its product as uncharacterized. Gene Ontology annotation, molecular function: transmembrane transporter activity. Lineage: Eukaryota; Fungi; Ascomycota; Sordariomycetes; Hypocreales; Hypocreaceae. The record is from RefSeq and is a predicted model, not a curated record. Gene Ontology annotation, biological process: transmembrane transport. The coding region runs from base 1 to 1800 and encodes 599 amino acids. The transcript has 4 exons.
AUGGCGGCAUUACAAUCAACAGACUCCUCCUCAACUUUGGAGGGAGCAGCUACGGAUGUGGAUAAAGAGCAUGUUCCUGAGCUUGAGCCCAUCCGCCGAGCUUCCAGAUCUCACAAGGAGGUCUUCGAUCCCAACCUCGACAUCAACCUCCCCUAUCGCACCCUUAGCCGCGAUGCAAACUUUGACGAAUACCGCGUGGAAUCCCACACGGGCACCAUCCCGGGCCCGGUUGAGCACCCAACUGUUACUGGUUCAGGAGGCGAAAAGCGUUACCAGCUGGUAACGUUUACCCCUGACGAUCCCGAGAACCCCAAGAACUGGUCCAAGGCAUACAAGUGGUACUGCACCAUGGUUGUUGCUCUUACAUGCUUUGUUGUGGCAUUUUGCUCGGCUGUCAUCACUGCGGAUCUCAUCGGACCAGCCAAGGAAUUUCAUGUCAGCAUGGAGGUUUCUGAUAUCGCGGUUUCGGUAUUUGUCAUUGGCUUUGGUGUUGGGCCCAUGGCCUUUGCGCCACUGUCUGAGGUAUUUGGACGACGAGUCAUUUACGGAUCGACACUCUUCCUUGCCGUCAUUUUCAUCAUUCCCUGCGCCGUCUCAAAGAACAUUGGAACCUUGAUCGUCUGCCGAGCCAUCGAUGGCAUUGCUUUUUCGGCCCCAAUGACCCUGGUCGGCGGCACGCUUGCGGAUCUGUGGAGGAACGAGGAGCGUGGUGUUCCCAUGGCUGCCUUUUCUGCCGCUCCUUUUAUUGGACCUGCUAUUGGUCCUCUUGUUGGUGGCUUCCUUUCUGAUGCUGCUGGCUGGCGCUGGCUUUACUAUAUUCAAAUCAUCCUUGCUGGCGUUGUCUGGAUUCUCAUCACAUUCACCGUCCCCGAAACAUACGCGCCUACGAUUCUUGCUCGCCGUGCCAAGAAGCUUCGCCAGAGCACUGGUGAUGAGACCUACGUUACUGAACAAGACAUUGAUGAGAGGUCCAUGGGCGAGCGACUCACUGUUUUCAUGGUUCGACCCUUCCAGCUGCUCUUCCAGGAGCUCAUCGUCCUGCUUAUUUCGCUGUACAUGAGCGUUCUCUACGGUUUACUUUACAUGUUCUUCAUUGCUUUCCCAAUUGUCUUCCAGGAGGGCAAAGGCUGGAAUGCCGGUAGCACUGGUUUGAUGUUCAUCCCCAUGGCUGUCGGUGUCCUUUGCUCUGCGGCCUGCUCUCCACUUGUCAAUAAGCACUACCUCAAGAUGGUUCACAAGUAUAACGGAAAGCCACCUGCAGAGGUUCGCUUGAUUCCCAUGAUGGUCUCUUGCUGGUGCAUUCCCAUUGGAUUGUUCAUCUUCGCAUGGACCUCGUACAAGGACCUCGUCUGGGUCGGUCCCGCUCUGGGCGGCUUCCCCGUUGGCUUCGGCUUCAUCUUCCUUUACAACUCUGCAAACAAUUAUCUGGUCGAUUCCUACCAGCACCAAGCCGCUUCUGCCCUUGCCGCCAAAACAUGUAUCCGAAGCUUCUGGGGAGCUGGUGUAGUCUUGUUCACUGAGCAGAUGUACAACCGACUCGGCGACCAGUGGGCCUCUUCGCUUUUGGCAUUCAUUAGUUUGGCUUGUUGCGCGAUUCCCUACUGCUUCUGGAUUUGGGGCGCUAGAAUCCGUGCUCGCAGCAAGUAUGCCUAUGGCGGUGAUGACGAGGCGGAAACAAGCGCGAAUCCCGAUGACCUCGAAAAGGCCCAGAGAGUUCCCACCAAUGGUACCGCUGUUCGAGACAAUUCAGACACUGAUCUUGACCUGAGGAGGGCGAGAAGCUACGUCAGCAACCCAUAA